CUUACCCUCCCCUCCUGUUUUUCGAAGAUCAGCUUGGCUAUGAUGAGGCUUGACGAUGCGAUGAGCUGACAUCGGCUUAUUGUCGCUUUGAGAUCUCUUCGCUGAGACUCCCUGGGGAUCAUAUGCGGCGCUCGUCCGUUUGCCUGGGCGGCAGCCUGCCGUCCGCCUGCAGGACCAUCGCCCGCCACCACACACACUUGCAUCAUCCCGUCUUUCGGCGGCCGGCCGUCUGCUUCGCCCACACACCAGGCCACGGCUAUGCUGUGGUUCAGAGGCGGUGGGGCGGCAAUCUGCUGGGCGCCUUCAACGCGCCUCUUGUCAUGUUCGCAGGAGGCCUCUUGUCGUUCUGGAGUUUCAUGACAUGGCUUUCUCGGUAAGUGGGUGGAGAGGCACAUGAUCCGCCUUCCGAGUGUCUGUCUGUCUGUCCAUGUGUUUGUGUGUGUGAUUGAUCAGUAUGCGUCAGAUGAACAUGUACUUCUCUGAAAUCUACGGCUCUGGGAACGGUCCGGUCAUGUAUCACAUCACGAAAGACGCGGAGACCGACCUCUCCCUCGCCCGCCACGUGGCCCUCUUCUUCCAUGGCACACCGGGGGGCUCCAACCAGGUCAGUCUGCCAGCCAGCACGCCGCCGACACACCACACACACCACACCGGCUCUGUGUGUGUGUGUGUGGUGCAGUGGGAUGCUUUUGACAUAGAUGCGGGCAUGCCCGUGGUGACCCUGUCCCGCGGCGGGUACAACCACACGCCCCUCGAGUCGGUCGAGACCAUCGCCGACCACACCAAGGUGUACCGGGAGUUGGUGGACUCCAAGGUCAGUUACGAGGCGGAUUUGCACCUGAUCGCUCUGGGGCUGGGGGCGCCAUUCUGCCUCGACUUCGCCAUGAGGAACAGAGAUAGAGUCAAGUCCAUGGUGCUCGUCUCGCCGCAAGUCAGGUACGGUACGCAGGUGGACGGACGGGAGUGUCAGGCAGGCGGCGGCCACAGGGCAAGACAGCACGGCUCAUGUGUCACCGAUAUGUCAUGCAGGGGUAUCCAUAAGAUGGAUCCUAAGGUGGAGGCGACGAUCAACAGUCUGCUGACGACCGGCCGGCUGCCCAUCGACCUGAUGGAGUUCUUGACCUACCAGUCGGCACGCCUCUUCCCAUACGCCGCCGCACGGGCCGUCGCCGGAAUGGGCUCGCACGACGAACGCGUCAAAUACUAUGCCAACGAAGUGAGAAUGUCAUUUAUUCGUUCAUUCAUUCUGCUAUGUGGGGUUGUUGGGUGUGUUGCGUUGUGUCCAUUGAUUGUAUCUAUCAGAUAGCGAUCAAGAUGCUGCACAGUGAUCCAUUCUUCCUGAGCAAGGUGACGGCCAUGACGGGUUUCCAGUGGUUCAGCCAUCGGAUGGAGGGAUUCAUCAACGACCUGCGGCAGGUGCACGACACCGACCAAUGGCCCGUCGAGACGCGGCACCUGCUGCGGACAAUGCACUUCCCCACACUGAUCAUUCACUCCAACCGCGACACGGCCAUAGAGUUCGGCCAGAGUGAGUAUGCCGUGCAGUUCAUGCCGUCCGUCAAGCUCGAGGUCAUCGAGGACGCCCCACACCACAUACUGAUCUCACACAAGGACAGAUGUGAAGACGCCAUCAAGUACGGAGGGAGGACGGUGACGUCACGCUGUCCUCGUGUGAGUUAUGUGUGUGUGUGUAUGUGUUGUGUGCAGGACCUUCCUGUCCACUCAGUCGGUGUUCCGGCUGCCGAGCUCAUGAUAGGCUGAUCGACGCAGGCAGUGCAGUGCAGUCGCUGGCGGCCAGUGAGCUCACCCUGCGUGGUGGGUGGAUGGAUGGAUGGAUUCAUUCACUCACGGCAUGCAUGCCCGCAAGUAACAUAACCCUUCUGGGUGCAUUUGAUGAUAUGACGCAUUUAAGCGGAUACACCGAU
This is a messenger RNA of Vitrella brassicaformis, 1925 nucleotides long. Lineage: Eukaryota; Vitrellaceae. The record is from the annotation of a GenBank genome assembly.